AUGUCGAGCACAGCCGAUGCCAUCGAGGCAGCCAUCUUGCACGGCGUCGAUUCUCACACGGUCUCAUCUUACCGAGAAGACCAACGAGCCGAUUCGAGUGGCUCUGCUCCCAAUACCGAUGACGAGCUGGGGUCCGAUUUACCUUCCGAUGACGACCACCUCUACGAUGACGACGACGAAUCUCGCGCAUCUGACGCGCGUUCAGCUUGUGCGGCCGCGAGAAGCGAUGCAAUCAGAGGCAUUCAAUCUUCGCGUACAGCCAACCGCGGAGAAGAAGGCGCAACCAAUACGGGGCCCAAGGGGGUGCUUCGAGAUCGUCAGUUGCGUGCACAGCAAGAAUCAGCUGCUCGAUCAGCUGCGAUUCACGCCACGAAUCGCAAGAUGGAGUCUAUAGCUAUCACGGCGGAAUCGUACAGCGAGCAAAUCGCGAGGCAAAAGCGAGAGCAGGCUGCUGUAUUGGAGCGAGAAAAUAUGGAUAGCGACGACGACGAAACAGCGAGUCAAGCGGCGAUUGCCGACUUGCAGGCGAAAGAACGACGUAGAGAAAUGCGCAUUGCCGAACUGAAAACGUUCCACGCCGCCAAGAACAACGCUCUGGUUUCCGGCACAAUUCACGCACCAACCAGACCCGCCUCAGCGCCCACCGAUCGGUACUUUGGCCAUCUUCGUCAAGUCGACGAACGCGGCUACGUCUCUGCUAUCGACAACGAAGAUGCUCGUGUACCUGUUGUAAUCCACAUCUACUCGAAAGCCGUCGCGCAGUGCAACGUGCUUACCAGCUCGCUCGCUAGUCUAGCCAGACAGUAUCCACACACCAAGUUCUUGCAGGUGCAAGCUGCCGCUAUCGGCUUCGGUCGAAAUGCAGACGACGAUCAAGACGAAGAGUUUGACGAGUUCAAUUCAAAGACGCUCGAGGUGUUGCCGACAGUGUUGGUGUACAAGGCGGGCAAGUUGGUGGCGAAUUUGGUCAGAGUAGACCUCGACCCCAUGUGGAACAAGGGAAGUGAACAGGAUCUCCGAGAUUUGUUGGAUGCGUAUGGUGCCUUGCCCACUGACGCUGAGCCGGCCACUGCAAUCAAGGCGACGGUCCAUGCAAACGACGACGACGACGAUGAAUGA
Molecule: messenger RNA, 1119 nt
Organism: Mycosarcoma maydis (corn smut)
Lineage: Eukaryota; Fungi; Basidiomycota; Ustilaginomycetes; Ustilaginales
Exons: 1
Coding region: 1-1119 (372 amino acids)
Biological process (GO): regulation of G protein-coupled receptor signaling pathway
Source: RefSeq, a predicted model, not a curated record